Drosophila mauritiana is the source of this 1102-nucleotide messenger RNA. RefSeq lists its product as uncharacterized. The record is from RefSeq and is a predicted model, not a curated record. The transcript is spliced from 2 exons. NCBI's taxonomy places the organism in Eukaryota, Metazoa, Arthropoda, Insecta, Diptera, Drosophilidae. The coding region runs from base 13 to 1002 and encodes 329 amino acids.
UUGCUGGCAGCCAUGAGGAUCCUACCAAUUGUGAUUCUGACCUUGAUGGCGGUCCAUUCCGGCUGCGGAAAGAAGCAGAGCAAGAAGGAAAAGGACAAGGGGCCCUGUGGCAAGCCGUAUCUCAAGGAGCUGAACGGAAAGUGCUUCUAUGUGGGCAUCAAAAAGAUCAACUGGUUCGGGGCCCAGAACAACUGCCUGCGCAAGGGCCUCAACCUAGCCGACGUGUCCACGGUGGAGGACUUCAAGGCGGUGGUCCACUACGUGACGUCACAGGUGGGCUUCGAUGACUUCUGGUUCGGCGGCAACGAUCUGCAGUCGGAGGGGCGCUUCAAGUACAUCAGCAGCGGGAAACUGGUGCGCUACUUGGGCGACUCCAAUAUAGUGGAGCCGACUCAACGCUCCAACCUGGACGACUGCCUGGAGAUCAGGAUCAGGCCCAAUGUCACCGUCGUCCUGGACGUGAACUGCCAGGAGAAGAAGUACUUCAUCUGCGAGCAGAACCAAGUAAAGUGCGCCGUUCCCGCGGAGGACAGUGGGGAUGGCCAGAAACACAGCCACGAGCACUUGCAUCACUUCCACCACGACGCGGGCCAGAAGGAUAAGCAAGAGACGGGGAUCAAAGAGCAAAGUGUGGAGAGCGAUUCACGGCCAGCUGACAAUUCGAAUUCAACGGAAAUCGGGGACUCGAAGGAGAAGGAAGCGGAGGGCGCGUCGACUCCAGGUGAUGGUGGUGGCACCACGGAGCCCGUGUUCGAGAACGGCAUGGAAAACGCCGGGGAAGCCAUUGCCGAGCAGGACCAAACGGUGCCGCCAGGCGGCACGGGUCCACCACCGGCGGCAGACGCCACUGGAGCAGCCACGCCCGCACCGGAUGCCGCGGCUGCGGAAGGAGCCACUCCGGCGGCAGCUGCUCCACCAGCGGAAGGAGCUCCAGCCGCAGAGGCCGCCACUCCUGCAUCGGCAGCUCCCGAGGGCGAAGCAACACCAGCUCCGGCGGCCUGAACGAACGGACCUACCACCAACCGGGCGGACCAAUAGACAUGUAGGGAAUCGAGGAAUGUUUGAGCUUUCACCAAAUAAAUUUGAGUUUUAACAACAUGAA